Neolamprologus brichardi is the source of this 5218-nucleotide messenger RNA. Its product is annotated as macoilin-1. Gene Ontology annotation, cellular component: rough endoplasmic reticulum membrane. The record is from RefSeq and is a predicted model, not a curated record. Lineage: Eukaryota; Metazoa; Chordata; Actinopteri; Cichliformes; Cichlidae. Gene Ontology annotation, biological process: neuronal signal transduction.
CCACUGAGCAUGCGCAGAAGUGUCGGUCCUCUACAUUUGCUCGCAGACAUCAUCACAGGUUGAAGUGAGCAUCUUCAUCCACAAAGAGGGAGCCGGGCUGUUUUGUCUUUCCUCUCGGCUCUGUCGUUUAUCCCCCGUCGCUGUCGCCUCUGCUGCAGUGUGUCCAACAUCAGCACGCGGGGAGCAGAAGCCAUAAGAUGAAGAAACGUUAUGUGGACGCGAACAGGCUACGGAAGAUGAAAAAGCUGAAAAUCACGGAGAAGCUGUCUGAAAGCGCGUACACCUUCCUGAAGUUUAUGGUGAUGUGGACACUGGUGCUGCUGGCAGACUUCAUCCUUGAAUUCAGACUGGAGUACCUGUGGCCGUGCUGGCUCUUCUUUGGGAGCGUGUACACCACUUUCCACUGCCAUGGGCUGGUUAUUUGUGUUGUUUUUGUUUGCGCUGCCUUCACUCUGGACAUCUUUUGUUUAAUUUUUGUUCCUUUGCACUGGCUGUUCUUUGUGGCGAGCACCUAUGUGUUAUUCAAUUACAUAUGGCACACAGAGAAGGGCAUCUGUAUAUCAACUGUGUCUCUGUGGAUCCUGCUCGUGUACACAGAGGCUUCACUUCGACUCAAAGACCUUAAAACCUCACAUGCCAACCUGUCCCAUCUUUUUGCCGCUCACUGUAUUGGAUAUCCUGUAGUUUAUCUGGGGUUUGAUGCCACCUGCUACUUCACCAACAUCUUUAAGCUGCGCAUACAGAAAGCAGUGCAGAGUGAGAAUGACUUCCAUAUGCACCUCCUUCAGCACUCACUCCCCCCAGGCCUGCAGGUUUAUCCCAAGACAGGCACAGAUGGCAGCAGCACCUCCAAAUGGAAAGUCAAGCCUGAGUCGAGUCAGUAUCAGUGUCAGAACGGUGCUGUGGUGGCCCAAGAUGAGGCACACACCGUGGACUGCCUCCAGAUCCGCAGCGAGGAGAGAGCAACAGAGAAAGGGUCACAGGAGGUGAGGUCAGCCGAACCAAACCGCCGGCCACCAUCGUCAUCGUCGUCAUCAUCCAAACCCAGUGUGGGUGAGUCCAAAGAUCUGCUGCACAGCAGCACAGGAGGACCGGAAUCAUCAACAACUCCAGAAAAUCUACCUCAAGAGGAGCACGGCAGCAAAGCAACGCGAGCAGCUAAGAACUCCUCACCAAAAGUCAGAAGAAGCAGCUCAAAUACUCCUUCACCUCCUGCGGGAAGGACUGAGAAGAAACACAGGUCCAGCUCCAAAACAGUCAGCCCCAACAGGGACGCAGCAGCUCAGAGCGCCACAGCAGCUCAGAGUUACCACACUGAACAGACAAGCAAGCUGGAGCAGGAGCUGAGGAGGCUGAAGAGUGAGCUGCAGUCGAGCAGGCAGACCGAACAGGAGCUUCGAAGUCACAUCUGCAACCUGACCAACAGCGAGAGGAGCCUUAGACCAGAGGUUUCCCUGCUCAGACAGUCCAACAUGCUUCUCCAGAGCAAGAUUCUGUGCCUAACUAAAAACAAGCAGAGGGACAAGCAGACUUGUGUGAUGCUGGAGAAGAAGACCAGAGCAGAGGCAGAGGCCAGACUCUCUGCUGAGAAGCAGUUGGCUGAGCUUCAGGCUCAAAAACUGGAGGAGGCGGCGAGCACAGCGCGGAGUCUAACAAACAGGCAGGAACACUGUGAAACCCAAAUGUUAAGGAAAAAGGUUAAAGAGCUAGAGACAGAGUACAAACAACUACAACUGGAGUAUCAAGUGAAAGAGAGUCGUGUGGUAGAUCUAGAGAGUGAUGUUGAGGCUCUGGGAAAGUACCGCUGUGUGGAAAAAGAGACAGAUAUGCUGCUGUCCACUUUGUCAGCCAUGCAGGAAAAGGCUCAACAUCUGGAGUACAACCUGAGCGCUGAGACUCGCAUCAAACUGGACCUCUUCUCUGCGCUGGGAGACGCCCGCAGACAGCUAGAAAUCGCCCAAGAUAAGGUGAUGAAGCAGGACAGGGAGAUAUGUGAGAUGAAGAAGAAGAUUGCCGAGGUGAUGGCGGUGAGCCCCGGCAUGUCCUACAUGGCGCCCCGGCCCCACGUGCCACAGAAUCUCACCAAGUUGCUCAACUCCGAGCGCUACGUGUUGAAUCCACGAGCAUUGAUGUACCAGUGUUUGAAGAAAUAGGGGACGUCCCAGAGCUUUCACACCUCAUCAGAACUCGUCAGAUCCGGACGAGUUUAUCACAGAGCUAAACAACACCGCGAAGUCCUCUACUUCCAGCCAUGAGUGGAACCAGGCCAAGCCUCCACGAGUCGAAUGCCUUUUGCUGCACUGUUGGUGCUAACUUGAUAUCAUUCUGUAUAUUUCCUGUUUUCUGCCACAUCACAGGUCGAAGAGUUUCACUCCAAAAUGAGGUAUCUAAUAUGCAGAGCUGGUCAUUUUUUUGAACAAGAAAAAAAAAAGGUUUACUUAUCCCGAUUAAAUACAAAUGCAGGUGUCAGCAGAGAUACAAACCAAGUAGAUUUAUCUGAAUGAAGACCUGGUGCCCGAUGUGGACAUGCCCAGAGGAAGAUGGCACUGACAGGUUCUCUGCUGCAGCUGUAAAAUAUUUAAUUAAAAAGCUCUUUACAGUUUAACUCCUGGCAUGAAAGUAAAGUUAACCAAACAACAUUAUUUAAGUCCGUUCAUGUGUUAAACUUACAGAUGUGUAAGAAUUCAGAGUUUUCUUGGUCUGCUGCAAUACUGACAAGAAGAUUCAAAGUAAUAUCUUUUUAAGCCCUAUCUGUCAGUAUUUAUUAGAACAAAAUGAUCAUUGAGGUCCAGCAGUACAGGUACUGAUCAUAAAAUUAAGAAAACAGUGGCUGACUUCUGUUCCGGUGUCUCAGUCAGUUGUGAUAGUCAAACCACGUGACUCUGAAACUGGAAAUCAGCCAUCACGCUUUUUUCACCGUCUCUGCUUUUCUUUGAAAAAGAGGCCAAAUUUUAGACUUAAAUCUUUAAGGGAUUUUGGGCAAAUAUUGGAGUUGUGAACAUUAUUUACAUUCAUGUCUAAACAUGAUUAUAGAAAGAUGAGAAAUUCGUAUACAGACUUUUGUCAAAGCCUCAGUGGUUAUGAUAAUGAACUUGUUUCUCUAAAUGUCUCUAUUGGAGAAAAAAUUUUGAAUAAUAAAUUUGGUAUAUAUAUAUAUGUAUACACAUUUAUAUAACCUGGUCGGCUACAUCAUUAAAACCACCAGCUGAAUAAUGUGCAGGGCCCUCUUGAGCCAUGAAAACCUUCACGGAUCUGCCCUGCUGCAGGUCCUUGGAUUGCUGCAUGUUUUCUGUAGGUUUUGAGUUGGGCUCGAUUUGGAUUGAGAGUUCGGAUUGAGACCCUUUAAGAGGAGGGACUACUCUUCCAUGGUCUCUUCAGGUGUCUGUUGUCCCAAACUGAGUACCAUCACCGCCUUAGGUUGUUUUCUGCGCUUCUUCAUAUGCUCAUGAGCACUUUUUGUGGGAGAACGCUGCCAUCGGGAAACGCCAUUACCAUGUAGCGGGUGUUUGGUUUGCCUGCCGAAGUAUUUAAGUGGACGAUAAACCCGUAUUCUUUUGUGGUGAUUUCCGGGUUGAUCUGCUUUCCACUCUCACCUAAGGCCACGUGCUGUAGAUGGAUCUCAUUCUUUCAGACACUGUAAGAGUUUUCUACAAAGGCAGGGUGGGCUCUCCCUUAGAGAUACGAUAAGAAGCUGGGUUGUUCAGGAGGGGCGUAUGACAAGGAUGCCUCCUAGGGGAGGUGUUUCCUACUGGAAGGAGGCCCUCAGGCAGACCCCGGAAUUGCUGGAAGCUCUGACCCAGACCCGAAAACAGAUGAGUGGGUGGGUUUCAAAGUGAAUUUAAAAUCUUCCUGCUGAAAAUUAUAACAAGAUGAUCAAUGUUGUUCACUUCACCUGUCUGGUUUUAAUGUUGUGGCCGAUCCUCGUACCAUUCUAUCAAAGUGUAAAUGUGACUAUUUAACAUACCCCAAAUGUUUGAAACAAGUAUGCACCAAGAUGUUCUUGUGUGUGCCUGUAAAUAGAGAUUUAGGAGUAUCUUAAUUGUGCUGAAAUUCAGACAAAAUAUGUGCGUUCAACGCAGAGCUUUGGAAUGAAACCCUUCAGAGUUGGAUUAUUCCUGCAUAACAGGCGGCAUCUUUGUAUGAAUAUUCCUGCCGUCCGGGAGACUCUUGAGAAUAGUUAAGUGAUGUUUUAUUGUCUUACUGACCUGAUAAUUUUUUUAAAAGAAAGCUCACUUCAGCUGCGACUGAGAGCCAGCUAUUUUUUUGAUGUUUGGCAGCUCGUGGCUCCACAGUGGCAUCUGGAAGAGAGACUGCGACCUUGUCCGAGAGGUAAAGCAGAGCCGUGAAGGACAAGGGGGACGGUGUUGACGAAACAUGGCUCACGGAUGAAAUUACUGUGCCUAUAUACUUUCAAACUCGGAAGUAAAAUACAAAUUUUAAUGUGAAAGAGUAAUGUGUUUAAAUUGAAGUGCUAUGUACUGUUUUUGUAGUUUUUGCUUCAUUUCUUUCUUAAUUUUUUUUUUUUACUCAGUGUACAGAAUUGAAAAAUUACCCACGCAGCUGAAAAACACUCACGAACUGGAUGUCGCCAUUUUGGUAGCUUUUUAUUUAGAGUGUGUUUUUAGGGUGUUUUAUAUCAAAAAUAUUUUUUAGUCUUGCUGUUCUUCUUAUACUGCUGUCAUUUUGUACGGCACUGUGUUUGUCAGCAUGAAAUGUGUUUUAUUCAACCGUUAUUUGAGCACACAUUGUGACUUUAUGUACAUGGAUGUACUUGUACAAGGGCUACAGUUUCUUAACGUUUUUGGAUGAACAAUUGUUAAUUCAAACGAUGAUGCUCUGAGGCUGGAGAUCACACUCCUGAUACACCAGGACCCUGUUUUGUAUAAAUUAUUUGAGUUAUCAAAUGAGUCUCAUUUGUGCAGACGUGUGCAUGUUCCUUCACUCAGGAGCCAUUUAUGGUGUCAUUUUCUGACUUUGAAGGUAAAACGAGCAAAAUUGACUUCUUCUGCAAAUGGAAGUGUUUUCUGAAAACUUUAGUGUAAUGGCUAAUAAAGAUCAUCUUCAUAAACUUUUUGGCCUCACAACAGAUCAACAAGAGACACUGAGAUUAUUUAAGAUGAUCUCUUUUUCUGAUCUGUAGAUUCAUGCUGAACUAAGUUACAGAGUGCCUUUGGGGCAUGGGUUUGAAGACAUUUUGAACUCGGUUACUUACUCGUUA